AUGAGAGUCUUUUAUUGUUUGGUAUUGUUGUCGUUUUCGCUUAUCCAUGUUUCUGGUAUGAGUAUGUCCUAUGAACGAUAUCACGAUUAUCUAGGAUUUUACACUUGCAACAGACAAAUCAAAAAAUCAAUUACGUUUUGUGGUAAACUGUCGAAUUAUACUUGUUUAUGUUCAAAUUCCAACUCAUUGGCCACGUAUGCCGGUUGUUUGAGUCACAAUCAUAGGAAUACAACCAAACAAAAACGAAAAUUAGUAUCAUUUUGUGCUCAUUACGGGAAUGUUGAAGUUGAUUCCAACUGGUAUGAUAGUGCAAUUGCCAAUUAUAUUGCCAAUGGUAAAUAUGCCAGUGAAAUCGAGAAUUUUAAUAAGUCUGUCCCUCUCAAGGUCCCAUUCAAAUUCACUAAUGCACAAUUGGAUCUUUAUGCUGCUGCGUAUGUGCAAUAUUUAAAUAAUUAUGACAAUUCGGUCUACUAUGGUGCGUCGUUACUAGGAUAUUGGCUCUUGGUUAUGUGUGCUAGCAGUUUAUUUUAUUGGAGUAAAUUCUUGUUUCCACAAUUGACAAAGAAAUUGACCUAUACGCCAAUCAGUAUUUGGAGAAAGUACAUCUCUGUACCAGCAACAUUCACCAAGAAAAAGUGUCAAGAGCAGAGAUGCUUUAAGUUUUUCGAUUUUUUGAUCCCCACCCGGUUUGAAAGUAUUAUCAUUGCCGGUUUUUAUAUUUUGGUGAUCAUAGUUCAUCUGAUCAAUAUGGAAUUUAUCAAGGGAGAUCCAUUUCUACUAAACAAAUACGAUGCUCAAAUAAGAUAUGUUGCUGAUAGAACAGGUAUUGUGGCCACAGUUGGCUGUGGUUUCGCUAGAUAG
Molecule: messenger RNA, 861 nt
Organism: Candida albicans SC5314
Lineage: Eukaryota; Fungi; Ascomycota; Pichiomycetes; Serinales; Debaryomycetaceae
Gene: FRE30
Product: Fre30p
Exons: 1
Coding region: 1-861 (286 amino acids)
Biological process (GO): iron ion transport; copper ion import; intracellular iron ion homeostasis
Cellular component (GO): plasma membrane
Molecular function (GO): ferric-chelate reductase activity
Source: RefSeq, a predicted model, not a curated record